CAGCGUCUCUCUGAGCCACACAGCGAGCGAUCUCAGCGAAGCCCAUGGGUCAUGGCGAGCGCGACUCCCAGUGAGAGUGUGGAUAGUGAGCUGCGCUGCCCCAUCUGCCUGGACACGUUCGUCUGCCCCUGCACGCUGAGCUGCGGACACUCGUUCUGCCUCCGGUGCCUGGAGACCGCCUGGAAGACGGCGAGCAGCUUCAGCUGCCCGCAGUGUCGAGCACUCUUCCCUAUGCGACCCCAGCUGGAAAAGAACGUGGCCCUCGACAACCUUGUGGAGCAGCUCAGAGUUGGAGAAGGGAUGGCCUUGGCCAUCGUGUGUGACAACUGCAGGGACGGCCACACUCCUGCAGUGAAGACCUGCGUGAGAUGCGAGACAUCGUACUGUGCGACACAUUUGAGGCCUCACUUGGAGAAUUCCAAGCUGAGAGAACAUCUCCUGGUGGCUCCCAUUGCAAACCUGGAGGAGAGAAGGUGUCGGGAGCACAGAGAGGAGCUCAUUCUUUACUGUGAACAGGACAAGAUUCCGGUUUGCCCAGUCUGCCCCGUCGCAGGAGACCACUCCGGGCACAGAGUCAUCACAGUGGAAAAAGCACAACAGACAAGACAGGAGGAGCUCAGAGUCAAGAAGGAGGGGAGAGAGGAGAAGAGGAACACGGCGGCGUCACGGACACGGACACUCAGGGACGACUACCGGCACGUGGAGGAGUCUCUGCGUGAGAUCAAGGCACGGAUCAGCCUAGAGUUUGAGUGCCGGAGAGAGCAGCUGAGGGAGGAGGAGAGGGAGGUGCUGGAGCGCGUGGACGAGGAGGGCUGCUCCGUGCUGUCCCGCAUCCAGGCGGACAUCACUCGCUACGAGAGCAGAGCACGCGGCCUGGAGCGGGAGAUCAACCAGCUGCUCACCGCCCUCGCCGUGCAGGAGCCGCUCUCAUUCCUGCAGGAUCCCCUGCAUGAGAGUCUCAGGAGCUCGGACUUGCAGGAGAUCCAGGAUGCGCCUCCUGCCACAUUCAGUCACCAAGAGCUCACAGAGGUCAUCUCGCUAGGAGGAGUGAAUAAGAAGCGCAUGGCUCUCGUGUAUGGACGCUCGCCGACUCUGGAUACAAACUCAGCCCACGACGACCUCCAGAUUUCCUCGGAUCUCAGGACCGUGACGCGAAGCGAUGUCCCCCAGCGUCGCCCCCAUCACCCACACCGAUUUGAGUGCUGUUACCAAGCCCUGUGCUCUGAGAGCUUUCCGUCGGGUCAGCACUACUGGGAGGUGGACGUGGGGAGCGCGAGGUGGUGUCGGGUUGGAGUGGCGUAUGGGACGAUCCCACGGAGAGGGAGUGGUUCUGAGUGCCGCCUGGGAGGGAGUGACGUCUCCUGGUGUCUACAGAAACGUGGCGACAGCUUCUCAGUGCUGCAUGGCGGGGUAGAGACCUCCCUGUCGGUGCCGAAGCCUCCGGGGAGAGUCGGGGUCCAUCUGGACUGGGACGCGGGGCUGCUGUCGUUUUACAGUGCCGACUCCAUGGCGCUGUUGCACUCGUUUCACCAAACAUUCACUCAGCCUCUACACCCUGGGGUGCUGAUGGGGAGGUGGUGGUUGGGGGGGUUGUUGUACGGUAAAGUUGUUGCCUCAGUGAGGAUUGUGGAUCUGAGUGGUGCGUCUUGAGAGAGGUGAACGUGAACAGCGCAGAGGGCAGACGCCACCGACGCACGGCGCUCGCCACCCUCGUUAGUGGCGAGGGGCUGCGUUGCUCUCCAUCACAACGGGGGGCCUGAUCAUAAACAAUCCUCACAACCUUCACGGGGUGGGGGUGAUAAAAUAAGUACCGCUCUGUGUGUGUGAUGCCAGCGUGGAUGUAUUCACCCUGCCAGAGGAGUGUGACUGUGGUGUAGGGGUGCAGUGAUCAGCAAUGGUGAACGGGGAUGUGUUUGUACACUGGUGUUGUCAUGAGUUGUGGGAGAGAUACAACAACAAAAAUAAUAUUAUAUUCUUUACGUUCUUUCGGUAAAGUCACGUAGAUAAAAAAAAGAUAAAAAAAACAUAAAAAUAAAAUUUUUAGAUGAAAAACCAAAAACGCAUGACGUUUUGAUCGCAGCAAGAAAAUUUUAAGUCAAAACCAUAAAAUUAUUGAUUUUAAAAAGUAUAAAUGUACGCUUACA
Lethenteron reissneri (Far Eastern brook lamprey) is the source of this 2144-nucleotide messenger RNA. RefSeq names its product E3 ubiquitin/ISG15 ligase TRIM25-like. Gene Ontology annotation, molecular function: zinc ion binding; protein binding. NCBI's taxonomy places the organism in Eukaryota, Metazoa, Chordata, Hyperoartia, Petromyzontiformes, Petromyzontidae. The record is from RefSeq and is a predicted model, not a curated record.